CUUCGCUUGGGGAGCGAUUCAGUUUAUAGUUUUAUCCGCAGGUGAACUGACUUACGCUCGGUCUAAGUUAUUGUACGAUAUUUCGGUGCCACUUAAAGCCUACACUUAAAGAAGGUUUUCACAAAAUGCAUAUCCUCAGUCUAUCUCUGAUGGUGAUCCUGCCGGCUGUCGCCUUGGCAGGACUUUGUGACGUUGAGCCCGACGCGAACCUACUGGAUGGCAGGGAAAACCUCUACAAGGGACAGCAGAACUUCGCCGUGUCCAUGCUGGAUGCGAUCCGGCAGAGUACUCCCAACGAGAACGUCUUCUUCUCGCCGUACAGCACCUACCACGCCCUGCUGCUCGCCUAUUUCGGAUCCUCCGGGGAGACGGAACAGGAGCUAAAGAAGGUGCUGCAUCUGGAUUGGGCCGAUUCCAAGGAGCUGGUGCGCAGCGCCUAUGUCCUGGAGAAGAAGAACCGCAAGGAGCGUCAGAGUAACAUGCCGCUGGAAUUCUCCUCCGCGGACCGCAUAUUCUUUGCCAACGAUCUGCCGCUGACACACUGUGCGAAGACCCGCCUGGUUGACGAGGUCAAGAGGAUCGACUUCAAGAACAAGCCCGAGGAGUCACGCAAGGAGAUCAACGACUGGAUCGCCCAGGACACGCACAACCAAAUCCGCAACAUGCUCAGCGCCGAUGAGAUCACUCCGCGCACCCGCUUGGUCCUGGCCAAUGCCGCCUACCUGAAGGGCCAGUGGCUCAGCCAGUUCAAGACGGAGAAGACUGCUCCGAUGCCCUUCUACACCUCACCGUCGAACUUAUCGCUGGUGCCGAUGAUGCAGCAGAAGGGCACCUUCCUGCUGAACGUCGACGAGCAGCUGCGCGCCCACGUCCUCCAGCUGCCCUACCGCACCGUAUUCGAGUCGCAGGAGAAGCCCGACAGCUUGCCCGAUGAGAACUCGGACAUCUCCAUGGUGCUCAUCCUGCCGCCCUUCAACAGCAACUCCCUGGAGGAUGUGCUUUCCCGGCUCAACGCCGAUACCCUGGAUGAGUCGCUCAAGCAGGCCAUGCCACGUGAAAUUGAGGUGUCGCUGCCCAAGUUCGAGUUCGAACAGCGCCUGGAACUGAGCCCAAUCCUUGUCAAAAUGGGAGUAACGAAAAUGUUCGACGAGUCGUCCGCUACCUUCGACGACUUGACCUCGGAGGCCAUUUCCAUCGGAGACUCCAAGCACGUGGCCAAGAUCAAGGUGGACGAGGAGGGAAGCACUGCGGCGGCGGCCACAGUUCUCUUCACCUACCGCUCGGCCAGGCCCGUGGAACCCGCCAAGUUCGAGUGCAACCAUCCGUUCCUGUUUGUCAUCUACGAUCGCACCUCCAGAUCGAUCCUGUUUACGGGCAUCUAUCGCGAUCCCAAAACAAUGAAGCAGUAAAGUAUAGGCAUUUCAGGGUGCUGAAACUUCGCAAUUAACUUAACCAAAUUAUGUUUCGACUGUUGAUGAACAAUGUAAACAUUUUAACUAACUUAAACGAUAAUAAAUUAUGCCCAUAACAAGAUCCGAA
Molecule: messenger RNA, 1539 nt
Organism: Drosophila elegans
Lineage: Eukaryota; Metazoa; Arthropoda; Insecta; Diptera; Drosophilidae
Product: serine protease inhibitor 88Ea
Exons: 3
Coding region: 126-1409 (427 amino acids)
Molecular function (GO): serine-type endopeptidase inhibitor activity
Source: RefSeq, a predicted model, not a curated record